Molecule: messenger RNA, 647 nt
Organism: Lindgomyces ingoldianus
Lineage: Eukaryota; Fungi; Ascomycota; Dothideomycetes; Pleosporales; Lindgomycetaceae
Exons: 2
Coding region: 116-463 (115 amino acids)
Source: RefSeq, a predicted model, not a curated record
CCGCGCGUUCGAUGUUUUGUGCGACCUCAAAUGCUGCACAGGUUCCCGACGUCAACGAAGCAAGUGCAUAUACUUUCUUUUUAAUUUUUGAAGCACGCAAACCUUCGAAUACAACAUGCCCACCCUAUCAUCGAUCCUCCUAGGCAUCCAAGCCAUCCCUAUCACGCUCUUCGGAACAAUAAUCCUGUAUAACCCCGCGAAAGCAGGAUUCGCAGAUGUCCAUCUUUCGGUCUCGCAUAUUAUCGGUUUCUCUUCCCUUUCCCUCGGCACCGCAUAUGCACUGGCAGCGCUCCAACCUCUGAGAACAAGACACCAAUUCCUACUUACAUCAGCCCCGCUGAGAUUCGUGGCCGCCUGUUUUUUUUUGAGUGAUGGAAAUGAGGCGAGGGGUGCACCGAUUUGGGAUUUUGCGAAUGCAGGACUGGCGCUUGUGGUAGUGGUUUGGGAGAGGUUGAUGAUGUGAAGAUAAGACGGGAUGGGAGGGGGACGUUUAGGGUUUAAUGGAGAAAAGCGCUGUAUAUCACGUGAAUAUCACGUGUAUUUCCAGUUACAACUAACCGCGGAAGAUUGAGCCUGCUAGGCUAUUGAGACUUCGCCGUAAUCGCUACUGGAUUCAUUGUUAUCUUUGCUUGCGAGAUACACUAUCU